CUUCAUUCCCUCCCUUGGUCAUCUUUGGUCAUCUCUCUCUCUCUUCUCGUUUAUCUAAUCUAGGGAGUUUGAUCUAUCAUCAACAUCUCAUCAUCGUAUCAUCCCCCCCAACCCAUCAAUCUACGUGGCCACACCACACCACAACUGCAUCUCACCCCGCCCGUCCAAACCGCAACUGCGUCAUCAACAAGCAACAAGUAGCGCACGUCCGGUGUCAACACCAUGGAUUUCCACCUUGUGCCUCGGGGGGAGGAUCGUAAUUAUACGGGGUUUUUGACCAAGACGAUUGUUUAUAUUGGGGGGUUGAUGCUGUUUAUUGCUUCGUUCGGAUUGACGGUCUCUUCCAUCGCUAUUCCGAAAUGGGUGACUUAUCACAGCGACUCGAAACCAGGCUACACCUACACCUACGGCCUCCACCGGCGCUGCUCCUCGCUGACAAACACCUGCGAAUCCUUCCCCAGCAGCGAAGACUGCCACGCGGGCGACCGCUACUUCUGCUCCAUGUGGCGGUCGGUGGGGUUCCUGAUGUCGUUUGCGGUGGUGCUGGAGGGGAUGAGUCUGGUGUCCUUUUUUGUGGUGCUGUCGGGGGGGAAGAGGUUGAGGGAGAGUGGGUGGAAGGUGUUGAGUUUGCUGAUCUUGUUGAGUGCGGUGGUGCAGGUUGGGAGUGUUAGUUUGGUUGCAUAUCUCUACGACAACGAAGACAGAUUCUUUGCGGGGUGGCAGCUGGAUGAGUCGUGGGUGUAUUGCACGGUGUCCUGGGCGAUUAGUCUGUUUUGUGCAGGGGCGUUGAUCGCUGCUGGGAGGAGUUUGCCUUCUGAGGGCGGGUAUGAGUUGAUUCCUGACCAGGAGUGAUCUUAUCGACAUCUGGGGAUAUGAGAAAGGUACUGCGAAGUAUUCCAGUGGUGUUAUGUGGUGUAUAUAUGAUACGAGUAAUGGUAAUGAUUGAUGUUUUACAGCAGUAGCAGCG
This is a messenger RNA of Aspergillus candidus, 967 nucleotides long. RefSeq lists its product as uncharacterized. NCBI's taxonomy places the organism in Eukaryota, Fungi, Ascomycota, Eurotiomycetes, Eurotiales, Aspergillaceae. The coding region runs from base 223 to 852 and encodes 209 amino acids. The record is from RefSeq and is a predicted model, not a curated record. The transcript has 4 exons.